AUGAGUAGGGUAACAAUACUUAAUUACUUAGAAGCUAUAUCAGAGAUUAAGAAAAAUUCUUAUAAACAGAUUUCGCUCCCACAAAAUAUUUAUAUCAACAAUCACAGCUAUUUAUUAGAAAAACAGAGUAGCACUGAUGAACUUUUAUUUCUAGCAAAAGAUGACCAUGAUGAAGAAUAUUUCAUUGAAUGCAUCCCUGCUUCACUUUCUGAUAUUUCAGCAUAUGAGCGAAGAUUUAUUGAAUUAACAGGACUAAUUCAAAGAUUUGGAGUCACUAAAUCUUAUGGAGUUUUCCAAAGCUCUUUUGUCAUAGCUACAAAGGCAGAUAUUAGAAUCACCCUAGAUGAAUUCAAUUUUUUUAAAUCUUGCCUAGAAAUCCCUAAAGCGAUAAGAGAUCAAGCUAAGUUGGCAUUGGAAACAAUUGUAAAAAUCACACGUGAAUUAGGGAAAAACCUAUUUUAUGCUAAAAAGAUUGGGCUGGGGAUCGGGAAUAUUUCGCCAGAGACUAUGUGCUUCGAAUUAGUGAAGAAUCCACAAAACCCGAUUGUUAUGUUAGGAGAAAGAGGGAUAGAAGUUAAAAUUGAUAUGAUUAAUAAAAGUUUUUUAACACAAGAAUACUUGAAGUUCCCAAAUAUUUUCCCAUAUGAGUAUAAAGAUAUUUUAGAUCUGUGAGGAGCUGGAGUAUGCUUAUAUUGUGCUAAAUUCCUAUCCGUGAGAGAACAAAACAAUUUUGUUCGCUCAUGGAGAAGGUUAAUUUUUUUUUAUAAAAUGUAUAUAUAAAUUUUAUAGAAAAUUAUUUUUUUGAAAUUCAAAAUAAUCCUAAUUCGCAAAAAUGGGAAACAAAAAUUAAUUUAAUUUGUAAAGUUUAUGCUUUAAAAUAUAAGCAGUUAUUCAAAAAAAUUAUAUAUUAAAUUUCUUUUAUCAUAAAACUUUUAUAUUUAAAAGUUUUGCUCACUCACCUAGGAUGGGUUUUUACUUAAAACAUAGGGGAGGGAAGGGGAGUAAGGAUUCCUUACUGAUUGAUGAAGUCCCAUUUUUUGCAAUCAUGGAUCAAAGCGAUAGAAGCAACGUAAUAAUGGAAUCAAAUUAUCAGCCCGGGAUAAGUGAACUGAUAGUUGAAAUGCUCUGCAAAAACCGCCAUAAUCCACAAUAUGAAAAAUUAUUCCACAAUUUAACAAAAACUUGAGAUUUUUUAUUAAGUGACACAUGUUUAACUCUUCCUGAUCAAUUUGAAGUCAAAGCUUUAUUUGCAAGUUUUUAUUUUGAGGAUAAAAGCGCCAGGAACAAAGGCUUUGAAGCACUUUUUUCAAGAGAAAAUGAGACAGUUAGGAUGUUUAACGCAUCACCGCACAGAGUAGAAGUAAUAAGCAAAGCGAUUAAAAUUUUUUCAAACUAUGAAGAUCAUGAUUCAAACCAUUAUAUUUACAAUAAUGCACUAUCUACUUUAAACGGCUUAAUUAUCACUCACAGCUGAAUAAAACAGAAGGCUGGGUCCUUAGGAAUCUAUAGGCUACUCAAGGACAAAGUAGGAAUUUCCAAUGGGAAGAUUAGAAAAGAGAUCAUCAAUUUUUUAAUAUUGAUCUGCAAAGAAAAUACACUAACUGGGCUGAUUUUGGCUAAAAAGAAAGGGGUCAUAAGAGAGCUAUUGUACCCUCAAUACUUAAAAGAGUCAAAUUCACUCAUCCCUUUGCUUUCACUCUGUGAGGUAAAAAAAAUAAAAUUGCAUUUUGAUUUCAAAGUGAUUGAAGGAGAAAACAAUAAAAUCCAAGCUCUGGCAAAUAUCCCUAUCCAUUUUAAACGGCAGCGGCCAGAGUUUUUAUUGGACUUAGUCCAAAGCAUUAUGAAUCCGAUGGUAGAGGUCCCAACUCUGCAUUUAGAUUUUCACAGUUGCCUUCAGUCUUCAUUAGAAAUUAUUUAUGAAAUAUUAUUUAAAAGCAAGCAAGACCAAGAAAUCAACCGAAGUGGAGAAUGCUGUAAGCUUUUCAAUAUCCAGUACCAAGAAAAUGACGGUGAAUGCUGCAAACUUUCAGCUACUGACUAUCAAUAUAACUCAUUCCCUUUAAUAGUUACAUGCUCAGAGUGUCAAAAACAAUUUUGCUUAACCUGUUCAAGGUUUCAUGCCUCUACAUAUAAAAACCACAUAAUGAAAUAUAUUUUAUACCCUCAGCCAUCUAAAUCAAUGUGCAGCUGUUCUAAUAGUCAUGACCAUAUCAUUUACCCUUCUGUAUUAUGUGAGCUUAAAGAAUACACAAAUUUAAUGCUUUUCGCACAAUUAAAUAUGGAAUGUAUGAGUUAGGGGUCUCGUCCCCUAUACUUGUCCUUGUGAGGGAAGUUCAACCUUUCUGAAGGAAAAUCAGGGUUGGGACUGCUCCGGCAGCCACAAGUGUGCUUGAAUCACAUUCAAGACAUGAAGAGAGACUCUUCCAGGCCAUAGGCAACUGUAACGGUUCGACGGUUAGACCGAUUCCACCUACCGUUGUUCAGAGCUGUUAGCUAGUGGAUGGAAUUCAUGAAGGAAGAGCUUGUUUAGAUUGAUCCUAAGCUAAGUGGGGGUCUACAAAGAGUUAUCGUAAUCUUAAUCUUAAUCUUAAUGCUUUUCGCUUCACAUGGGACUCAAAAUAAAUACAAUUUUUCAAGCGAUGACGUGUCAGAGGAAAUUAAUAUAACGAGCACUACAGAAAUUAUUAUCUAUAAUGAUGAUAUUAAUCCGAUAUACUGUGCUAAAUUAAAUGUAGCUUAUAUAUAUGAGAAAAUUCUAAGACUGUGGUCUCUAUUUUAAUAUUUUCAUGAAGGGGAAGCUAAUUUUGUAAAAUAUAACAAUUUUUUAUUAUGAAAUUGAAAUAAAAUCAGCAGGCUGGAGCGAAGAUAUAAAAAUAGGGAUUGAUGGGACUGGAAUAGAAUACCAUGGAAAUACAGGAAAUAUACUUCACAAUGACAAAAGUAUAGCCUAUGGGCCAAGAUUUGGCACAAAAGAUACAGUAGGGAUCGGAAUAACUUCUAGCUAUGUCGUGUAUUUCACUUAUAAUGGGUACAAUUUGCAUAUAUAUUUCCCAUGUGAUCCUAUAAGAGAAAUUCGGCCACUCAUUAAGCUGAAAGGGGAAAAUAUUUCUAUUCAAGUCAAAUUUUCAAAUUUUUCGAUAGAUUCGAGGUCCUAUCCUGUCAUUCCUCCAAAUAAAAUUGCGUCUAUUAUCCAAGAUAUCGAAAAUUGAAUAAAUUACUACGUUUACAUGCUUGUCCCAUACCCCAGAAUCGGCGCAAACAAAGAUCAAAUAUAUUCAAUCCUUCGCGAUUUGAGCUCACAGCUUCCUAUAAGUUUUCCAUCCUUUAAUAAUUCAUUUAGAAGAUCCAGAAGACAUGAAUCUUGCUUAUUAAUGUAA
This is a messenger RNA of Blepharisma stoltei, 3377 nucleotides long. The record is from the annotation of a GenBank genome assembly. Lineage: Eukaryota; Ciliophora; Heterotrichea; Heterotrichida; Blepharismidae.